GACGUCACGGCGCGGCGGCGCGCGGAGGUCACGGGCGAUGGCGGCGGCCGGAGGGUGCCGGAAAUGUCUCCUCAGUGGCCUGUGGCUGCUCUCCAGGCGUUAUCCCAUCCCUGCCUUCCCCAGGAGUUCCCUGCACAGGAUCAGCAGCCCUGCCCUGGGCACCCCUCAGUCCAGAUGCUACUCCUCGGGAGGAAGGAAGGGAUUCAUCUCAGGUUUUGUGGAGAACAUCAAACAGGAGUUGGCCAAAAACAAAGAGAUGAAGGAAAGCAUUAAAAAAUUCCGAGAUGAAGCAAAAAAGCUGGAGGAGUCGGACGCGCUGCGGGAAGCGAGGAGGAAAUAUAAAACCAUUGAAUCUGAAACAGUGAAGACCUCAGAAGUGAUUAAAAAGAAACUUGAAGAAAUAACAGGGACAGUUAAAGAGAGUUUGGAUGAGGUCAGCAGGAGCGACCUGGGCAGGAAGAUCAAGGAGGGGGUGGAGGAAGCUGCCAAAACGGCCAAACAGUCUGCAGAGUCGGUGACCAGGGGAGGGGAGAAGCUGGGCAGGACUGCAGCCUUCAAAGCCAUCUCCCAGGGAGUAGAAACUGUGAAGAAAGAAAUAGAUGAGAGUGUUUUGGGACAAACUGGUCCCUACAGACGCCCGGAGCGGCUCCGGAAGCGGACGGAAUAUUCCGGAGAGAGGAUUAAAGAGCAGCGAGUGUUUGAAGCCAAUGAGGAAGCCAUGGGCAUGGUGCUGCAUAAGGACUCCAAGUGGUACCAGCAGUGGAAAGAUUUCAAGGACAACAAUGUGGUUUUCAACAGGUUCUUUGAGAUGAAGAUGAAGUACGACGAGAGCGACAACGCCUUCAUCCGAGCGUCGCGCGCCGUCACCGACCGCGUCACCGACCUGAUAGGGGGAUUGUUCUCCAAGACAGAAAUGUCCGAGGUGCUGACGGAGAUCCUCAAGGUGGAUCCCUCCUUUGACAAGGAUCGCUUCCUGAAGCAGUGUGAGCGGGACAUCAUCCCCAACGUCCUGGAGGCUCUGAUCUCCGGAGAGCUCGACAUCCUCAAGGACUGGUGCUAUGAGGCCACCUACAGCCAGCUGGCCCAUCCCAUCCAGCAGGCCAAGGCUUUGGGGCUCCAGUUCCAUUCCAGGAUCCUGGACAUCGACAACAUCGACCUGGCCAUGGGGAAGAUGAUGGAGCAGGGGCCGGUGCUGAUCAUCACCUUCCAGGCCCAGGUGGUGAUGGUGAUCAAGAACCACCAAGGGGAGGUGGUGGAAGGGGACCCGGACAAGGUGCUGCGGAUGCUCUACGUGUGGGCCCUGUGCCGGGACCAGGACGAGCUGAACCCCUACAUGGCCUGGAGGCUGCUGGACAUUUCCUCCUCCAGCACGGAGCAGGUGCUCUGAGCAGGGCUGGGCUGGGCCCUUCCCACCCCUCUGGAAGCAGCUCCAGCCCGAAUUCCCCACGGGGAGCAGCCCAGGCUGGGGAUUUUGGGAGAGCUCCUGGUUAUCCCAAUCCCUGAGGAAUGGGAAUCCCUGCUCAGGAAUGGCUGGGACGAGCAGGUGCUGCUUUAUCCUGGUGCCUCGGGGGGCUCCUGGGAAGCCCACAGAGCUCUCAUUCCCACCUGCUGGCACCCUGGAGAUCCUUGGAAAGGCCUUGGAGGGGCUCCUGGCUGCCAAUCUCCUGCCCAGGCGCCAGCCCCGUGUCCCUGCCGUGUCUUGCACUUUCCCAAACCAAAUACAACCAGGACUUUGCACAUGGAGGUGUUGGAUCCUCAGGUUGGUGCUGGGAUGGGGCUGAUAUUUAAAUAUCCAGCGGUGAGAUUUGUUUAUCCACAGCUUGGCAGGGGGAAAGUUGUUGGUUCUGGUCACAAAGAGCCACAGCUGCAUCCCUUGGGGUGGUGGGGAAGGUGUGGGACAGGACAGGGAGUGUCUGAGGAGUGGAACUGCUUUGGGAACGCUGGAUUUUUCUGUCCCAUCCUGUCUCAUUCCCAAGAGGAAUGCUGUGCUCCUUGCUCAGCUCUCUGGGCUCGUCUGCUCCUCAAUCCCUGCACAGAUCCCAGGACCAGGAGCAGAAACCUCCCCAGUUUGCUGCUGGAGCAUGGGGUAAAAUCCCCUUUCAGGCCCAAUCUGAAAAAUGGGGUUUGAAAAUCCCAAAUCAUGGAAAAUUUUCCCCAAAUUCAGGUUCUAGUGGGGUUUGGGACUCUCUCCUUGAGCUUUGUGCUGCUGGGAGGAAGAGCAGGGGGCUGUCUGAGGGAGCAGGAACGGUGGAUUUGGGGGGUUUGGGGGCUGAGCAGGGGCCGAGGCACCACCUGCCCAUGGAAAGGGAGGUUGGGAAAAGGUUUGGAGAGGAAAUCCAAGGAUUGCUGUGGUGCUGAGGGCCUGCCAGUGUGAUUAAAGAGAAUAAUUCCA
Molecule: messenger RNA, 2392 nt
Organism: Taeniopygia guttata (zebra finch)
Lineage: Eukaryota; Metazoa; Chordata; Aves; Passeriformes; Estrildidae
Gene: TIMM44
Product: translocase of inner mitochondrial membrane 44
Biological process (GO): protein import into mitochondrial matrix
Cellular component (GO): mitochondrial inner membrane
Molecular function (GO): protein-folding chaperone binding
Source: RefSeq, a predicted model, not a curated record